This is a messenger RNA of Haemonchus placei, 696 nucleotides long. Lineage: Eukaryota; Metazoa; Nematoda; Chromadorea; Rhabditida; Trichostrongylidae. The record is from the annotation of a GenBank genome assembly.
AUGUUACUGUACUAUUUUGCGAGCGCCGUUAAGUCGAUACAGUUCCAUGUGGACGAUGAUAUCAUCGAUAAGCUCAACUACUACUAUACAACAGCCAUUAUUACCGUGUUUGCCAUACUCGUCUCAGCCAAGCAGUAUGUUGGAUUUCCAAUACAGUGCUGGGUACCGGCAACUUUUACCGAACCCAUGGAACAAUACACGGAAAAUUAUUGUUGGGUGCAGAAUACGUACUUUUUACCAUUACACGACUACAUACCGCAUAAUUAUGCGGAACGAGAAAAUCGACAAAUCGGGUAUUAUCAAUGGGUACCAUUUGUGUUAGCCUUGGAAGCAUUAUUAUUUUAUGUUCCAACGAUCGUUUGGAGGUUAUUAAGCUGGCAGUCAGGGAUUCAUGUGCAGUCACUCGUGCAGAUGGCUUGUGAUUCAAGACUACUGGAUUUGGAGUCGCGGAAUCGAGCACUGCAAACGAUUGCUACCAACGUUGAGGAAGCUUUACACGUCAAGCACCAAGUGGUAAAAUUAUCCAAAUUAUGGAAAAAUCCUCUGAGACCGCUCUUACUCGAAAGUAUCAUUACUACUUAUUACUGCUUUAACCGCCACCAGCAAGCCGCAUCAUCUUUUCCUGCUCGAUUCUUUUCACUUCUUUUUAACCCAGACGUUGCUUUCAAACUCAAUUCGGACCUUAGGGCCGCCUGA